This is a messenger RNA of Mangifera indica (mango), 611 nucleotides long. RefSeq names its product sm-like protein LSM3A. The record is from RefSeq and is a predicted model, not a curated record. Bases 85 to 378 code for a protein of 97 amino acids. Gene Ontology annotation, biological process: mRNA splicing, via spliceosome; P-body assembly. Lineage: Eukaryota; Viridiplantae; Streptophyta; Magnoliopsida; Sapindales; Anacardiaceae. The transcript has 3 exons. Gene Ontology annotation, cellular component: catalytic step 2 spliceosome; Lsm1-7-Pat1 complex; U6 snRNP. Gene Ontology annotation, molecular function: RNA binding.
GCUGAGGUGGACGGGAUUGACUGCCAAUUUUGUUUCAGCGCAAGAUACUGAACGAGACCAAGUCAAGAAGAAACUCACAAAACAAUGGCAACCGAAGAAGAAAGCGCAGUUAAGGAGCCGUUGGAUCUCAUCAGACUUAGCCUCGACGAGCGUAUUUACGUCAAGCUCCGAUCCGACCGUGAACUCCGGGGCAAACUCCAUGCUUAUGAUCAGCAUUUAAAUAUGAUACUCGGGGAUGUUGAAGAAGUUGUUACCACUGUUGAGAUUGAUGAUGAAACUUAUGAAGAGAUUGUUCGGAGCACAAAGCGCACGGUUCCAUUUCUCUUUGUAAGGGGAGAUGGAGUCAUACUGGUGUCUCCUCCACUAAGGACAGCUUGAUUCUGUAAGAUUUGCCUUUAUUUAUUUAUUUUGAGGAGAACACACCCAUCGCACAUUUAAUGCUUUGCUGCUGCCCUCUGUUUAACCUUUCCAAUCUUAAAAGAUAGCAGCUGAUCACAUGUAUGUCAGAUCAUCCUGUAAUAGACUAUCUUAAAAUUGUAUUAAUUAUCGGAAAAUCUUAAGAUGGAUAACUUUAUAAGUGUUCUAUUACCAGUUCCAGCUUUUGUUUGGCA